AUGGCUCGCAAGGCUGCAUGCAAUGCGGAGGAAGUUACGUGGCUCGUUUGGUGUUUCGAGCAUUGCUUGAAGCCCGAGCAGGCCGUAGUCCGCAAGGAGUUGGCGGCUCUUGCGACCAAGUUCGGAUGCAAGUUGGUGUGUUACAAGAAAUGCAUGAGCUUUCUCAGAUGGCUGGAGGGCAUGAAGGGGAGCAUACUGCUCGUCGCAGAUUGGCGAGAAGCCAAGCCCAUCAUGGAGGAGAUCAGCAAGCAAAACAGGGGCCAUGACUUGCGCAUGUGUGUCGUCGCACAAACAGCAACGAUCCUUCGCCGCGCAUCUUCCUGGGCACGCGCUCAGAAUGGAUGUGCAGAGAUCAUGGUGUCGUCGGGCUUCUUGCGACACAAAGUGGAGGAGUUGAUCGCAAGCCAUGUGCAGGCCUUGCGCAUGACCGGUCUGGCUGCAGUUUCGCACGGCGCGAAGUCUACCGGGGCCUACGGAUGGUUGUCUCUGCCGAAUCUUCUCGAAGCGGUACAUGACCCCAAGCAAGCUCAUCGACUUGAGAAGCUCAUCAAGCAAACAAUGUGGCAAGUCUACGAGGACUGA
This is a messenger RNA of Symbiodinium necroappetens, 582 nucleotides long. Lineage: Eukaryota; Dinophyceae; Suessiales; Symbiodiniaceae. The record is from the annotation of a GenBank genome assembly.